Adineta steineri is the source of this 1458-nucleotide messenger RNA. NCBI's taxonomy places the organism in Eukaryota, Metazoa, Rotifera, Eurotatoria, Adinetida, Adinetidae. The record is from the annotation of a GenBank genome assembly.
AUGGAAACUUGUCAAACAUCAAACUGCAUUAAUAAUCCUAUAGCUAUUUGUCUUCAUUGUCAACAAAAACUUUGUGUUGAACAUCUUUUACAACAUAAUGAAGAAAUGAUAAAUAAAGCAAAUAAAUAUUGUGAUGAAUUUAAUGAAUUAACUGAACAAAUUGAAAAACUAUCAUUUGAUGAACAAUUUCAAUCAGCUCAAGAGGAUUUAUAUGAUUGGGUUAAUGAUCAAAUGAAACAAUUAGAUAAAAUCUAUGAACAAAAACUAUUCGAAUUAAAACAAACACAUUGUGAUACUAAUAAACAAUUGAAAAUUUUUAAACAAAUUCAACAAACGAAGUUAAAUGAUAUACAACAUCGAUUAUUUAAUUCUCAAUUAAGUAAACAGAUUAGUUUAGAACAAUUAAAUCGAAUGAAUUUAGCUAUUGAACAAUUACGUGAAGAUAUUCAUCAAUUUAAAACAAAUCAAUGUUCAAUUACAUUAGUUAAUAAUGAUCAAAUGAAUUAUUCUUAUAUACCAAAUAUCGAUAUUCAAUUCAAAAAGAAAAUUGCAGAUGAAAACAAAACUAUUAUUGAAGUAGAGCCAAAAUGUGAUAAAAUUAAAACUUCUCAAUUAAGUGUACAUGCAAAACCAUUUGAAUACAUUCCAAAAGAUCAAAAUUAUAGUUCUUAUUCGUCUAAUCGACAAAAUAAUUUAACGAAUCGAUUAUUCGAUGAAUAUAAUUUAAUGAAAUCUAUAAAUCAAAUGUCUCAUUCAAAAAUUAGUCUUGAUGAAAUAGUUCGUUUUACAUCACGAACAGCUGGUCGUGAUAAAGUCUAUCGAACAGUUCAAUAUGCAUCACGCUUUCUUGCAUGGUACUAUAUAAAUAAACGACAUGCCGGUAGUACUAUACAACGUAUUGAAUUAUUUCAAAAUUUAGAGACAGUUAUGAGUUUAACUCGAAAAGGAAUGCGACUUGGCCGUUUUAUGGAUUAUAUAAAAAGUGUUCUUGAAAGUUUUCAUAUACGAAAUAAACGUAUUGGUACAUUAUUUGGUUUAAUUGCUGUUUGUCAAGGUUUAUUUAUGUUACUUGAUAAUCUUUUAUUAUUUCAUCGUUUUAAAAUAAUUCAUUUAACAAAUCCACAACGUUUACAACAUUAUCUUUAUCAAGUAUGGCUUCUUUGGAUAUCAUUUGCAUUAACACGUGAUUAUUAUGAAAUGCAAGCAUCAUUUGCUAUUGGACAACAUCAUCAUUAUCAACAAAAACAAGAUAAAUCAUUGUUAAAACGUGUAAAUAUAUUUUGGGCUAAUAAACCAUUAGUGAUUGAUACAAUUAAAAAUCUAUGUGAUCUUUAUAUACCAUUAUCAAAUUUAAAUAUUGUCCAUGCUAAUCCUGGUUUACAAGGUUUUGUUGGAACAAUUUCAUCGAUUUUGGGUUUAUUACAAUUAUGGGAUAAAAGUUAUCAAUUACCUGCAUAA